CGUCCACACCCAUCAUGGCCCACAAGCGCUCGCGCGCCGCCUUCGAGGCCGACCUGCACGCGCCCUAUGCCCUUUUCGGCACCCCGCUGCCUCCUCUCGACGACAACGCCCGCGACGACGGCUCCUACGUGCCCGUCUGGAAGCAGGACGUCACUGACGACCGCGGCCGAAAGCGUCUGCACGGCGCCUUCACCGGCGGCUUCAGUGCAGGCUACUUCAACACGGUCGGCUCCAAAGAAGGAUGGACGCCCUCGACCUUUGUGUCCUCGCGCGCCAAUCGCCACAAGGACCAAAAUAAUGCCGCUCAAGCCCGCCCCGAGGACUACAUGGACGACGAGGACCUCGCAGACGCCCGCGAGGCCGAAAAGAUACAAACCGCCGGCGCCUUCUCCGGCUUCGGCACGGCUGGCGAGGCCGCUGCCCUCCAGAAUGUGCUUAUGGGCAUGAUAAAGACCACUGGCGAGACAAUGGGCGUGAAGCUUCUCCAGAAAAUGGGCUGGAAACCUGGCCAAGGCGUAGGGCCGAGGAUACGGCGGAAAGCGCGACUGGACCCAGGCGAAGAAGCAGGCCAGGAUGCAGGCCAACAAAUGCACCUCUUCGCGCCUGACAAUUCCAAGAUGAUUACGUUUCGGCGCAAGAAUGACCACAAGGGUCUGGGAUACGAGGGCGAGGCCCGCCUGUCAGAGCCCACGAAAGCAGACAAAGCCGCCGAGGAGGAAGAAAGCAAUGGAGAAAGAGAUUUCGGCUCCUUGGGCGCACCGCGAAAGCCAAAGGCGAAGCCAGCGAAACGAGGCGGUUUCGGCGUGGGCGUGUUGAAUGACACGGGCUCUGACGAGGAAGAUCCCUAUGAAAUGGGCCCCAAGAUCUCCUAUAAUCGGGUUAUUGGCGGCGACAAAAAGACAAAGAAGAAGGUUGGAACCACCAAGCCCUCCUUGGGCUCUGCAAAUCCCCUUCUGGGGGCAAAACCCGUGUUCAUCUCAAAGAAAGCGCGAAAACCCGAAGCUGGCUUUCGCAAAUGCCACGACGGCCGGUUCCCACUCGACGGCUUUAUCCUCGCAACCCAGGCGCUGAGCAUCUCCGACGGCGCCAAGUGGGCACCGCCCUCCAUCCCCGAAGGAUGGAGCAGCUCCAAGAAGGCGGCCUCAGUCACUUCCCCAACCGCAGCGUCCUACCAAUCGACCUCGGACGCAGCCAAAGCCUCGACGCUCGACGCCAAGGCGCGCGCCGCCCUCCUCGGCGAGGCCGCCCUGCCCGGCAAAUCCGUCUUCGACUUCGUCAGCCCAGCCGCACGCGCCCGCCUCGUCGCCUCCACAGGCAACGCCAACCUCCCCCAAGCGCUCGGCGAAGCCGCGCCGGAGGGCUUCCGCAAAACCGACGCCGCGCGCCACCAAGACCUGUGGAACAUGGUGCCAGCGCUGGACGCCACGACGGCGGAGCAAGCGCUGCGCCGCGGCUCCUCGGGCUGGAUGCCGUACGCCGACGACGCGGGCAAGCGGGCGCGCUACCGCGGCUUCCUGGAGCUGCGGGCGGGGGCGCGCGAGGACCCUGCCCUGCCGGAGCGGCCGCCCGGCAUGCGCGUCGCCGAGUGGGCGCAGGAGCUGCGCGAGUUUGCGCACGCGGCGCAGGUGUUCAAGCCGGUGACGGGGAUGAUGGCGUCGCGGUUCACGACGGCGUCAACACAGCACCCCGCGGCUAGUUCCGGCGAGAGCACGCCCACCACCACCGCCUCUGCCACGCUCACCACGCCCGCGCCGCCGAAACCAAAGUCCCCUGCCGAGGAGGCCGCGGCUCUGGGCAUGUUCGGCCCGCUGACGCGCUCGCGCGCUCCCUUCUUCCCGGCGAGGCUGCUGUGCAAGCGCUUUAAUGUGCCUGUGCCGGCGCAUGUGCGGCCCGGGCCCGACGAGGCGCGCAGUAGUGCUGCUGGGGGGGCGGAUGCGCCUACGCCGCCGGAUCUGGAGGUGGUGAAGAAGGCGGCGAUGGAGGAGAUGAUGCGGGAGGGGCAGCUGCGGGGGAGUUACGGUAGUGGUGGUGGUGGUGGUGGUGGUGCCGGUGCCACUACUCGCAACGAGGCGCUGGAGACGCAGAAGGCGGGCGCUGAUCUGUUCAAGGCGGUUUUCGGGAGCGAUGAUGAGGACGAGGACGACUGA
Aplosporella prunicola CBS 121167 is the source of this 2147-nucleotide messenger RNA. RefSeq lists its product as uncharacterized. Gene Ontology annotation, molecular function: RNA binding. Gene Ontology annotation, cellular component: nucleus. NCBI's taxonomy places the organism in Eukaryota, Fungi, Ascomycota, Dothideomycetes, Botryosphaeriales, Aplosporellaceae. The record is from RefSeq and is a predicted model, not a curated record. Gene Ontology annotation, biological process: mRNA processing. The transcript has 3 exons. The coding region runs from base 15 to 2147 and encodes 710 amino acids.